Callorhinchus milii (elephant shark) is the source of this 4401-nucleotide messenger RNA. RefSeq names its product suppressor of cancer cell invasion (gene scai). Gene Ontology annotation, molecular function: transcription corepressor activity. The transcript is spliced from 17 exons. Bases 63 to 1766 code for a protein of 567 amino acids. Gene Ontology annotation, biological process: DNA-templated transcription. Gene Ontology annotation, cellular component: nucleus. Lineage: Eukaryota; Metazoa; Chordata; Chondrichthyes; Chimaeriformes; Callorhinchidae. The record is from RefSeq and is a predicted model, not a curated record.
CCUCCCCUCAGACACCGACACGGGAGUGAGGAGCGACCGCGAGAAGCAACCAGAAAGGAGCAAUGACAGCAGGGGGAGCAGCUGAUGAUGAGAUCCCACUGGGAGAGAGGAAGACUGUUACCGACUUUUGCUAUCUACUUGAUAAAUCCAAGCAGCUCUUUAAUGGCUUAAGGGAUUUACCUCAAUAUGGACAGAAGCAAUGGCAGUCAUAUUUUGGACGCACUUUUGAUGUAUAUACCAAGCUCUGGAAAUUCCAACAGCAGCACAGGCAAAUUCUGGACAAUCGAUAUGGCCUGAAGCGAUGGCAGAUUGGAGAAAUUGCUUCCAAAAUAGGACAGCUCUACUACCAUUAUUACCUUCGUACUUCUGAGACAAGUUAUUUGAAUGAGGCAUUUUCCUUCUACUCUGCAAUAAGACAAAGGGCCUAUUACUCACAGGUCACUAAGGAAGAUAGGCCAGAGCUGGUUGUUAAAAAACUCCGGUAUUAUGCACGUUACAUAGUGGUUUGCCUUCUCCUUAACAAGAUGGAACUGGUAAAAGAUAUAGUGAAGGAGCUAUCAGAUGAAAUUGAUGACUAUACACACCGUUUCAACUCUGAGGACCAACUGGAAUGGAAUCUGGUGCUGCAGGAGGUGUCUUCAUUUAUUGAGGCAGACCCUGUGUUGAUUUUCACUGAGGAAAACACCCUUUUUAUCACUUCAAAUCGACUAUCGGAAGGAACAGUCCCACCACUUGAACUCGGGAUGAUAGCUGGUCAGUUGGCAUUAGCGGAUGCAUUGAUCAUUGGAAACUGCACCAAUCAGGUGAAAUUCAGUGAAUUGACCAUAGAUAUGUUCAGAAUGCUGCAGGCAUUGGAAAGGGAACCCAUUAACUUGGCUCCACAAAUAGGCAAAGGGGGACCACAGGAAACAACAGAGAAACAUUCCAAACGAGAGAAUCCGCACAAAUAUUUAAUGUACAAGCCUACAUUCAGCCAGCUGUACACAUUUCUUUCAGCAUCGUUUAAGGAGCUUCCUGCAAACGCUGUUCUCCUGAUCUACCUGUCAGCCACGGGAGUGUUUCCUACAGUUCGUUCUGAUUUUGAAGGUCCAUAUGAUUUUGGUGGAGUUAUGACUAACAAUAAUCGUGAUGGAUCUAAUGUGGAUGGAGUACAAAAGCGGAACCAAUCAUUUAAAGAAAUGCACUGUCUUCAUCCAGGUGAUAUUUAUCCCUUCACACGGAAACCGUUGUUUUUAAUUGUGGACUCCUCCAACAGCAUAGCCUAUAAGAAUUUUACCAAUUUGUUUGGCCAGCCUUUAGUCUGCUUACUCUCUCCAACAGCUUAUCCCAAAGGUAUACAAGAUCAGUCCCAACGGGGAAGCCUCUUCACACUCUUUCUCUACAAUCCUUUGAUGGCCUUCGUUUUCAUGUGUCGACUCACGAACAUGAGGAAAGCACUAUGGGAUCAAUGUCAGGAGUACCUGCGCAGGAUGAACAUUGAGAUAGUGCAGCUGUUAACUCAAACACGGACUAUAGAUCAAGCAUUCCUUCAGUUUUUUGGAGAUGAUUUUCUGCGAUUAUUGCUGAUCCGGUUUAUCCUCUGUUCUGCAACUAUGAGACUUCACAAAAUGUUCAGGGAAACUCGGAAUUACCCAGAAACUUACCCACAGCUGCAGAAAGAAGACACUGUGGAGAACCCUCUACUCCAGAACCGCAUUCUAGAAUUGGCUUCCUUGUUGGAUGUUCGAAGCCUUUUCAUGGAAAACACCACUGAUGAAGAUUAUUAGGGGAAACCUCUUCCUUUUAAGCCAAUGGUUCUGCAGGAGACCUAUUUUGCACCUACCUGUAGGAAUAACUUACAAGCAAUUCUCUUCGCACAUUGGAAGUUCUUAUAUCAUCAGACAAUUUCUUAAGACUGAUGCACCUGGCACAAUUCUAUCAUAGAUUAAGCAUUUCCAUAAUUGCAAUGUAUUAAUGUAUUGUGAACAAAAAGAUUAACAUGGCAGGCCAGAAAAGAUUUCUAAAAUACAGUUAGCUGAAUAAGGGCAUUUACAGAAAAAAAAGCAAUAGAGGCUUUUUGAGAAUUUUCACACGUAUCACAUGUUGCAUUGAAAUGGUGGUGGAUGUUCAUAGUAUCACCUUUUAACAGUGUUUCGUAAAAUCUUAUAGCAUCGAUGUGUGUUUAAAAAAAAGAGCUGUUGCCCAUAAUUUCAUCUUUCAUUUUGUGAGUUGUUGCUAAACCUCAUGCUAGCUGUGGUCCUGUUUGUCAUAAGUUAGACUUUUUGUGGAAGUUCUGGUUUGAUGAAAACAGUCCCCUAGGUUACAGUGAGUUAGAUACUGACCGACUGACUGACUGGAAGCCAGGGAUGGGUUUAUUGUAUGCACGUUACCUGAUGCUGUCGUGCACUAUAUCAGAUGAACUUGCUUGUUUAGUGAAUGAGAGGCAAGCACAACCAGGAGACCAGUGAGGCUGAAUUCUGGAGAUCAAGGUAUGUGUGUAUCGUUUCACAUUAACACAAGUGUUGCAAACACUGUAAACUCCAGUUCUAUCCAGCCGUGUGUUUUCCACAGAUGAUAAUUGUGUGCAUGAAAUAAUUGCGUUUUUAUUCCUAAAUAAGUGUCAUUCUGGGGCAUCGUGGAUGUCCUGGUGGAAUUUUGCUGAACCUUCUCACCUUGUCUUUACACGAAUAACAGAUAUUACAUGUAGAAAUUGUUGGUAAAAUGUACCGUUGCUGAGUUUCUGAAAGACUGGUAGGAUUAGGUAAGUGAAAGGUUUUAUUCGGUGUCCUUGCCAUAUAACAUAAUGAUUAGUCACUCAUGGUUACUAGUAUUGUGCUGCACAAGUCAUUUUUGUUCAGCAUUACAAGGCUGCUAUUUUUUUAAAUACAUAUACUUGAAGCAAGGAUUUUGUGAAAAUGCUUUGGUAUUCAUACCUUUGCCAAAUAGACUUUGUAUAUUUAAUAUUAGUUGCUAUUAAUAUAUUAGUGUAAACUCAUCUGUUUUUUUCAAUAGUUUUUUUGUUUCUCUUCUCCCACCUCUCCUGAAGAUAUUGACUCUUGUUGAGAUACAGUUCCACAGGCACUGGGUGUCAUUGGCGGUGAGGAAAAUAUUCUUUGGGGGUGGGAGGGUGAGUAAAACUCAAAAGGCCCUUUAAAGGAGGUAAGCUGUUGGCUUGAUUGACAGGUCCAUCAGCCACUCAGAGGUGAAAAUGCCCCAACAAUCAGCCACGAGACAAAAUGGGCGGAUGUCACCAACAUCUUACAUUUAAAUGGCAUCCUUCAAACGGGGUGGCAUUUCGGAGAAAGAUGGGCCUAAAAGUGGGGUCUUCUCGGAGAACUGACUGUGGUUCUCCUCAGGGCUUUCCCCUCCCAACUCCAAAGAAGUGAAGUGUAGAUAGAGGGGGGGGUGCAGGCUGAGCCCCUCCAGCCCGAGCCGCCUGCCUAUGCGAGAUGUCCCGCUCUCCCGGUAUGUCGCCCAAAGCAUCAUUAAUGUGCGAGCCUGGACACUGAGUGUCAAUCGGCUGUUCUCUUGUCUGCAAGUGUGAGCCUAGACACUGAGUGUCAAUGGGCCACCAUGAGGAGCAUCCAAUCCUGUUCUCCACGUGCACUUUCCAGUAAAGGUUGCUGGAAAACUAUCAGGAGUGGGAACCUCGCUAUCUCAUAAAAUGCUUUUCAUGCUUAUUUCCACAUGUUAUGCAUCCUGUUUAAAACAAAGUUUGUUUAGAGCUAGUGUUACCUGCUAGAAUGUUUAGGAACAUUUUCUGAAUUGUACUCUUGUGAGAUUUCUCCUAGUAUGAGGAUGUAACCAUUAUACCAUGCAAGUACAAUUUUUAAAUUAUGACUGUGUUAAUGAUCUAAUAUUCUGUCAGUUGAACCUCUGUCUUGUUUUUAAAACCUGUAUGUGUUUGGAAUUAAAUGCUAUUCUAAGAAAUGUAAAAUCAGUUUAACGUAAUUGGUAGAAGGUAAAUGGUCACCCCUUGGGUAACAAGACAUUGAAGCAUUAAUUGUUUUGCUUUGUGAUGUUGCUUGAAGAAUGGAGGCAAUGAUUAUUGUAAAUAAUCACAACGAAAAAAGGUUAAAAAGGUUUAAAUGAGUCUGUAUGAACCGUAUCAUUCAAAAAUGAUUGGCUCCUGAGCUACAGCUUUUAAACAGGCCAUUUAGCAUGACAUUAGAUUUAAAUGUGGUCUUUUGCUACCAUCUUGAAGGAAAAUUAUUCAAGAUGAAAGCAGAGUUCUAUACUUUUAAAUUAUAUUUAAAAGAAUGCGCACACUGGAGAAUUUUCUCACUCUGCACAUUGAGUCUUGUGAUUAAAGUAACUGUUGUAUAUUUUUGUUUCUACUGUCUGUAAUAAAUGUGUAAUACACUAUGUUUUAUCAAAUGAGACUCAAUAAUGAGAUUACUAAAACUGUUAAACUUUUGUAUA